Molecule: messenger RNA, 932 nt
Organism: Aspergillus heteromorphus CBS 117.55
Lineage: Eukaryota; Fungi; Ascomycota; Eurotiomycetes; Eurotiales; Aspergillaceae
Exons: 2
Coding region: 106-738 (210 amino acids)
Source: RefSeq, a predicted model, not a curated record
CACCCACCCACCCAUCCAUUCACCCACCCACUGACGCACAGUCGCCGGAAUUUCUUGACGCACGGCAAGCCUCACCUGUCCAGAUCGCAAGUCAAUUCCUUCACCAUGGACAGCCAACAACCCCCGAUCGAUAACCAAGACUUACCCGCGGGCCCACGCAAACCUCAAUCCCUAUUCAAGGCCCUCAACCUGGACAAACUAUUCGAAUCGGACGCGCCCCCGCGUCUCGGAAUCAACCUCGAAGAUCGUCUCUCAUACACACUCACUUCCGCCUUCUGUGCGGGUAUGGUGAUCGGGUUUUCGCACGGCAAAAAGCUCGCGGGCUACCAGUUCCGGGCGGAGAACGCGCAUCGGUUUCCCUCGUCGACGCAGGGGUGGUUCCAGUAUCACAAGACCAAGAACUAUGUGUCUCUGCUUGGGGGCAUGAAGGAAGGGGCAAGGAUGGGGGCGAGGUUGGGCAUUGGAGCUACGGUGUUCUGUCUUUUUGAGGAGACGGUGGAUUAUGCCCGCCACGAUCGGAGGGAUUUCCUGUCUACCGUUACGGCGGGGUUGUCGCUUUCAGGUCUUUAUAGCUUGAUGGCUCGGCACGAUGUCUAUACGGCGGCUCGGACAGCGAAGCUUGGUUUGAAAGCAAGCUUGGUGUAUGGGGUUUUGCAGGAUGCUUUGGAGUUGUCGAAGGGCAAUCGUCCGGCCUACAUGGAAUUUUUUUUGGGAAGCCGCCCGUCUAAGCCGGAGUGAGCAAGUAGGGAGCUGUGUUAAUCGCUUCUGAAUGUCUGCAUGGGGCGACCGGCUCUGUCAUGGAGUUUAUUCACCCUGCUACCCCGACCUUGCGCGGCGCAAUAAGCGUCCUUUUGGUACGAGUGAGAGCUUUUGCUCCUCAUGGAUACAAGUGUGAGCAUAUGGAUGGGAAUUGCCAGGGCCUUUGUGCACAA